Molecule: messenger RNA, 1673 nt
Organism: Orbicella faveolata
Lineage: Eukaryota; Metazoa; Cnidaria; Anthozoa; Scleractinia; Merulinidae
Source: RefSeq, a predicted model, not a curated record
UCUUUAUGUCAUUAUAUCGUUUAUGUCUUUUUGUCGCUAGUUUGAACUAGGAACAGAUCUCACAAGCUAACAAGCUGCCUUUUUGGUUUUAGGUUAAGGAUACAAUUGCGUUUUUUUUUUGGUACAGGAGAGGUGAAGUAUCGUUGAAAAUGAAUUCACUGACCGCACAGUUGUGGCUGGCGCUUUUCAGUUUCUUCGUAGUCAAUGUCACUAGCUCUGGAAAUAUCUGUCGGGAAAGUUGUGAUGUGGAAUUCGUCAAAAUAGGAUGCUUCAAUGACAAGCGGAAUAUUAAGAGGAGAGCUCUACCCAACUAUAUCUACCAGGAGCGUGAUAGACGGCUCACGAAGAACUACGGCGGGAGACGGAUUGAAUGGAAUAACUGGAACAUGUAUUACCCGGGAUUCGCUUGCCGCUGCGCACAAAAGGCCAAAGAGUUAGGAUACGAUAUUUUUGGUCUUCAGUUCUACGGAGAGUGUUGGGCUGGUCACAGCAAUCUGCACAACUAUGCAAGAUAUGGUUCUGCUAAGAGUGGCUGUAUUCAAGACGACUACCUACCCUGUCAAAAGAAUUCUCGUUAUUGCAUGGGUGGACGUUAUCGCAACAUGGUGUACCAGAUUGUGGACACGAGCUGUCCUCAAGUUCCUUUCGAGAAGGUUGGCUGUUUUAAUGAUUUCCAUAUAACCUCAGCCAGACCACUGCCAGAUUAUCUCUUCAACGAUCGGGACGACAGCAUUGACAACUACAGUGGAAGACGAGUUGACUGGGUCAACUGGGAUGUAUAUGUGCCUCAGUUCGCCUGCAGAUGUGCAGCGGCAGCCAAAGCUAAGAAUCAUACAUUCUUCGGCAUGCAGUUCUAUGGAGAGUGUUGGAGUGGCGGAGAUAGUAACGUACUAUAUGAUCGGGAUGGUGUCAGUAAAAGGCUCUGUGUUGACAAGUGUUACCAACCUUGUACUGAACAAAGUAACUUUUGUUCGGGAAAAAACUUUGCGAACUACGUCUACAGAAUAAAGGACGGUUCAUGUGAAAUAAAUUUCACUCCUGUGGGUUGUUACAAGGAAGACGGAAGCGACCUCGCCAUGCAAGAGAUUUUCCACAAUGAAGUGUCGCCAGAGUUGCCGAACUUUGAUGGAAAUGUGCUUCCGGAUUCUAGUGACGACUACAUAGCCGCAUUCCCAGACUUCCUUUGUAAAUGCGCAAGAAAGGCAGCAGAAAAUGAGUGGGGGUAUUUCGGAGUAAGGGAACUAGGGCUUUGCGUGCGCAGCAACCCUACCAUAACGAAUUACAACAAGUAUGGAUCAUCAGACCAGUGUUUUGAGGGCAACGAUGGAAAGAUGUGUGCCAGUGGAUCGAUGUUGUGUGGAGGGAACCAGACGGCGGCUAACUACGUGUACAAGAUAACCCUUCCAGGUGUUGUUGUGCCAUCGAGCGACAUGGCUCAGGAGGACCAAGAUGAGUUUUUCAACCCACGCUUUUUCUAGAACACCAGUCGAAGUCGUCAAACAACUCGAAAAUCAAAUGCACAGGAAUGGAAAUGGACAGAGUAAUGGACCCGACAACUAGCUGUAGAUUUAUGUAGAUCAUUUAGAUACUUCGAUACUUUGUCGAUAUAAGGUUAUAAUGAGACUUAUGGGGCAGUUUAAUAUUUCACUAAAAUCAUAUGACAUUCAGAAAAC